AUGUCUUUCGCAGUCCCCGCAAAGCUGCCCGGCCUCACCGACCGCGAGGCUAUCGCUGACGCAAUCUAUCGCGCGGCCCUCGCCUUUGACCACGCCGAUAAGGACCUCCUCCGGUCGGCCCUCACUGAGGAUGUCGUGGCCGAGAUGCCCGGCUUCUCUACCAAGGGCAUCCCGGAACUCAAAGCCGCUGUCUUUGACCGAGUCUCGAAGCUCGACACAACUCACUUUCUCUCCAACGUGCGAGUCAGCAUCGAGAGCGCAACCACAGCCAAGGUAACGUGCUCAGCAUUGGCUCAGCACGUGCGUCCCGGCAAGGGCUUCGAGCCGGGCCCCAACAAGAUCACGACCGGGGGUUUCUAUCUGGGCGAUGCGGUCAAGGUUGGCGAUCUCUGGAAGCUCAAGUCCUGGAAAGCCAAAAUUCUUUGGGUCGAUGGCGACCGAGCUGUCAUGGCUGGGUCGUCAUAG
Messenger RNA from Capronia coronata CBS 617.96, 465 nucleotides. RefSeq lists its product as uncharacterized. The coding region runs from base 1 to 465 and encodes 154 amino acids. The record is from RefSeq and is a predicted model, not a curated record. NCBI's taxonomy places the organism in Eukaryota, Fungi, Ascomycota, Eurotiomycetes, Chaetothyriales, Herpotrichiellaceae. The transcript has a single exon.